Molecule: messenger RNA, 4327 nt
Organism: Trachymyrmex cornetzi
Lineage: Eukaryota; Metazoa; Arthropoda; Insecta; Hymenoptera; Formicidae
Product: F-box only protein 33
Exons: 7
Coding region: 80-1783 (567 amino acids)
Biological process (GO): positive regulation of protein ubiquitination
Molecular function (GO): protein binding
Source: RefSeq, a predicted model, not a curated record
UGAGUUCGCGUUUGCUUUGCGAGGAAGUCGCGAUCGCGAGUUCGGUGCGUGCACACAUCGGCUCGCGUACAUAUAAUAUAUGUAUAUAUACAUGCCCGUCUCGGCUGUGAACGGCGCGCCCGCGGCUGCGAUCGCCGACGGGUCGAACGGCGUAGCAACGGAUGGCUCGCGAUUCUGGCCGAUCGGCUGGCUGAACAUGAUGCGCGCUUGCGACGACACGUCCGAUGUACGAUUGGAGAAGUUCCGAGCGGCGACAAGCGGCGCCGUCGCGACGGCGUCGGGGAAUGGGGACGCGAACACGACGAAGGAGAUGGCGACGUCGAGGAAGUGCGAUGGACAGCUGUCUAUGCUGUGCGCGACGAACAGCUGUUCGUCCUGCAAGCCUGCAUGUCGUACGUCAGAAAUGGAGCAAGAGGACCACGGCCCGUCCUGGGACAACCUGCCCACCGUUAUCUUGCAGGAGAUAUUCUCAUAUUUGUCGCACGAGACCAGAAUAAGAGCCUCUCAGGUGUGCAAAAAUUGGAGAUACACCUUGUUCCACCCAAACUUCUGGAAAAAAAUCACUUUUGUGUUCAGAGAUCAGGACAGUGUUUUGUGGGCUCGAUUCUUGGCAAAUAGUUUUGCUCUGAGCGUACAUGAAGCUACGAUUCGUUGGGCUAAAUCUAGAUCUAGAAAGAUCAAUUGCACAGGAGAAACGUAUAGGCUUUUGAAGAAAUUAAGUCACAAUAGACAAUUGAGAAAAUUGUGCUUGGAAUUCUAUAGUAAUACUAGUGAUUCUCCUUUUGACAACGAGAAUGACAGUAAUUACAAGAGUUCUUCAUCAUUAGAAAGAUGUGUGAUAAAUAUUAUUGAGACUUCUAAUUGUUUGGAAGUCCUAAGUCUAGGGUGCAGGGAAGAGUUGAUUAUGAAUUUAUCUGCAAUUGUGGAACCUCUCCGUCUUCAUCACUCCAAACAUUUAACACACCUCAGUCUGGCAUCUAUCAAGGACGAUCCUGACUAUUAUGACUUCUUUGAAUUUGAUAACACUAUUUUUAAUUCGUUUAUCAGAUUGUCUAUCUUAACUUUAGAUUAUGAGUAUGUCAGUGAUGCUUUGUUGGAAGCGUUAGAUAAUGGAUGUAUGCAGAGACUUGUGAUUCAUAUACAUGGCUGGAAACCGGAUUAUCCAGGAACAACAAAUAUGGCUUGGAAAAUAUUUGUUCAAAAAAACCCACAUUGUGAGUUAAGGCUCAAUCUUAUACAUUCUUAUGCCGGCGUCAAGGUUUUGGAUACUGACAUAUUAUGUCCUGCUAUGCCACUGACACACUUACAAGUUCUAUUCUGUGAAAACAUUAAUAUCAGUGCGUUACAUCGAUUAUCAAUGUGGUAUUCACAUACGUUGCAAUCAUUGACAUGGGUAGAUUCGAUAGAUUACAAGCAGAGUAUACCAUCUACAUUUGAUCCAAACGAUCCACAUGGUCCAGAUCCUUUGGUGUUAGUGGCAUGGAAGUGUAAUAAACUUAUAAAGAUGAUGUUCCUGGGUCAUAAAUAUUAUCAAGAGAAUCUAUUGGCCAUCGCGCGUCUAAGAGGCAACACUCUUAAAUCGUUGGUAUUUGCAAAAAGUGAUAUCACAUCUGAAGUUGAAUUGUGGUUCGAAGCUGAAAAUAUCAGACGUGAAAUUCGGGAUAUAAUGGGUCCACAUUGGAGGCCCUUGAGUGACUCAGAUUUGCCAAAAGUGAUAUUAGAUCCUUUCAAUGGCGAUAGUAGAGAAGUGAUUGAACCGUUGGUUCUCAGUGAUCAGAAAUAAUUCUCGACAGACGCCAAGGAAAAUCUCUAUCCAGUGUGAUUGUCCAAAAACCAUCUCCAGGCCACUAACAUUCUCAGAAGUAAUGUUAUCAAAUUACAUCUUUUAUUCUUCUACAAGAUUUUUUUAACGAGGGUGAAACAUCGAACAGCGAAUAUGCACUAUAAGUUCGAAAUCUCGUCAAUAGCGUUAUCGUUUUCCGAGUUGGGAAUUCUGGGUGCAAUGUGUAAGAGAUACAGAGAGAUAAACGCACACAUAACUUUCUCCUCGUUUACAAUUCUAUCGGUUAUUAUAUAUAAUGAAUGUGAUAAAUUGUAGUCAAACUAGAUCUACUUUUGACUUGUUGAUGAUAUAUCUGAUGCAAAUUACAACACAUUUGCAAACGAUGAGAUAAUCUCUUCAACUAAGAGACGAUCUCUCCAGUGAUUUAUAUGCACUAUAGUUUUCUUUUUAUGGAAAACCAUGAGUUGCGCUUUGAUGUUAACAAAGCGAUGUUAGGAGUGUGAUUACGAACGUACAUUACCACAUUAAGUGCGAUAUGUAAAUGUAUAUCGUCCCUCUCGCCUAUUAAGUCGAUAUUGCCAGAAGAAGCCAGAAUACAUUUUAUAUAACUACAUUUAUUAUUCUGGUCAAAGAGAGCGGCACAUUAGAACGACGUAGCUGAGAACAAGAUCGCAAUGUAAGAAGACUGUCGUGAAUCUUGUAAGAGAUGUACCACGCAAAGCGGAGCUGGAGCAAGGAUACGAACGACUUGUCCAGCAGAAAAAGAAAAAGUGUGCAACACGUAGGAGAGAGAAAAAGAAAGAGAGUGAGAGAGAGGUUCGGAUCUCGUGAUCUUCCACUGGAAAGAAUAACAAAAUUCCACAAACGUAUGUAAGUAGAAAUGCGUUUAACAACAUAUUUUUCCAAUUCUCUGGGAAGUUAGGUGAUAGCGAGCGCCAAGAGCAUGACGUGCGAGAGUAAAUAUCUAGUAAAAGACUUCGCGAAGAGUUCGUCGAAAUGAGCGGCGCGGAUCAUAAAGAGCAUAAAGAGUCUUGAAGACAAAGAGAAAGUAGAAAGAGAGCACGAAGUCAAUACAGCGAUCCGAGGUUAUUUUUAAUACCAAGACCAAUCGGACGCUUUUGUACAAAUGUUAACAUAGCGCGGUCCGCUCGACGAAGUACGUAGAACGCAGUUGCGAGCGAAAACGAAACGAAAAAGAUCGCUUGAUAUAUAUCCACCACCUGUCUAUGUAUAACUUUCGAUAGGUGAUAAUGAGUAGCGAUCGAACAAGUAACGCAAAUAUAUGUAUAACCGUCUAUACUCAUCGUGCUCUUAGCGACCGCUGAUGACGAACAUACACGAAUGUAGGUGUAUCUGUAAAAUCGGAGUUAUUAACCGCUAAUCGUAUAUGUAUGUAUAUGUAUGUAUAACUGUAUUAUCUAUCGAACUUUAAACACGUCAACAUCCGGACGCAGCGCGCAUCUAUUUCUGUCGUGCGAUUAACAGUGACGAUUCUGAGAGCGUGUUUAAAAGAGAGAAAGGAAGCGAGAGAAGAAAAGAGUGAGAGAGAGAGAGAGAGAGAGAGAGCGCUAUUCGUAACAAAGAUAAAAUACCAAAAUGUAACCGUAUAUGCCGUAUAUACACACAGUUUACUAUUCCGAGAGGUUCUUUACUUUUUUCGAGCCCUUGUAUAAUUAUAUUACAUUAUCGUGUAUCGUAACUUAUAGUCACACGUGUAUUAAUAUUGGUUUUUAUAUGUGGUUUCUGUACAUAUAUCUCUCCAUGCGUUCGAGACACUGGAUACACGCGCGAACGACGCGGAGAUGCGUGCGGAAAAAAAAUAUACAAGAGGAAGAAGGGAGAGAUAAGGGAAGCACAAAAGGAGGGAGGAUAUAAAAAUACGAGGUGGAGAAAAAGCGUUUCUUUUCGACGUACGACCAGCUGUUAUACAAGAUGAACGGGCCUUAAUAUGUACCUGAGUCGCGGAUAAGGGUAAAUUCACUGAGAAAAUCUGUCACGCGACAUCCACCAUAGAGAGAUAACCAGAUUAAACACCUUAGAAACGGCUGUCGUCCUCGUGAAUAUGCGGUACGCCAUGUGCACACGCGCCCACGUUCGCCAGGACUAUGGCCAUCAACUUAAGGUAUAUCACGCUCGUGCCCUUUCAUUUCGUAUUCCGCGCGUGUAUAUUUUUACAUCAGAUGAAAGAAAGGGAAGAAGUCUAACGCGAAACGAGAGGAGCCGACCGAGGGGUUUCCAAAAGUCGUAAAGAUUAAUUACCGUACGAAUGCGAGUGUAAUCGACUAAAAACUCGUCCGCUGACCGCCGAUACUACGCGGACGGAACAAAGACUUUACCAAGUAAUUUUACGUUUCUUCUCGUUUUUCUUUCAAACGAACGGAAAUUUCGCGUGAAGAAGAAAAGAAAGAAAAACUAUAUUCGGGGACGCGGUGUCCAGCGUGUGAGUGUGAUAAAUGAGCGCGAGAGAGAGAGAGAGAGAGAGAGAAAGUGAGAGUAAAAUGUGAGAAUAAAUAAAAACCAUGCGACAAUUAUGCGAGAACAAAU